GAGGGGGAUGGAAAGUUUCCUGGGGUUGGGACGGUCGCCGGUUUCCUGCUCCGUACCGGUGGGCAACGCGGCCUCGUCGCCGCCGCCGUGCCGGGGGUCCCUGAGCUGUGCCAUGCUGCCCACCCCCCAACCUUCACCGGGGGCUUCGCCGGCUGCUUCCCCCCACGCUUCCCCCCGCAAUUCCCCCGUCCUCUUCAGGAAGCUCCUGAUGAACCAGAGCAUCCGCCUGCAGCGGCGCUUCACCGUGGCGCAUCCCCUCUGCUUCGACCUGGAGAAUGGCCCCCCCGGGCGGGGUGCUCUGGACCCCCAGUCCAGCCCAGGCGCGGGGCUGGUCCUCCAGGGCACCUUCUCCCAUGGCCAGCGCCGCGAGUCCUUCCUCUACCGCUCCGACAGCGACUACGACCUGUCCCCAAAAGCCAUGUCCCGCAACUCCUCCAUCGCCAGCGACCUGCAUGGAGAAGACAUGAUCGUCACGCCGUUCGCCCAGGUCCUGGCCAGCCUCCGCACCGUCCGCAGCAACCUGACCCACCUCCAGGACCGCGCCGGCAUCAAGCGAGGAUCGAGCAGCAGCCUGCCCUCCGGGAGCAAGGCCAGCCUCACCGAGGAUGCCCACCAGAAGCUCUCGCGGGAGACCCUGGAGGAGCUGGACUGGUGCCUGGACCAGCUGGAGACGCUGCAGACCAGGCACUCGGUCAGCGAGAUGGCCUCCAACAAGUUCAAAAGGAUGCUGAACCGGGAGCUGACGCACCUCUCAGAGACCAGUCGCUCGGGGAACCAGGUCUCCGAGUACAUCUCCAGCACCUUCCUGGACAAGCAGCAUGAGGUGGAGAUCCCCCCGGCGCUGGCCAAGGACAAGGAGAAGGAGCGGAGGAAGCGUCCCAUGUCCCAGAUCAGCGGCGUCAGGAAGCUCACGCACGGCUCCAGCCUCGCCGCCGCCGGCAUCCCCCGCUUCGGGGUGCGGACGGACCAGGAGGGGCUCUUGGCCAAGGAGCUGGAGGACACCAACAAGUGGGGGCUCAACGUGUUUAAAGUCGCUGAGUACUCGGGCAACCGCCCGCUGACGGUCAUCAUGUACAGCAUCUUCCAGGAGCGUGACCUGAUGAAGACCUUCCGCAUCCCUGUCAACACCUUCAUCACCUACAUGCUGACUCUGGAGGACCACUACCACGCCGACGUGGCCUACCACAACAGCAUCCACGCUGCCGACGUGGCUCAGUCCACCCAUGUCCUUCUCUCCACGCCCGCGCUGGAGGCUGUUUUCACGGAUCUGGAGAUCAUGGCUGCCAUCUUCGCCAGUGCCAUCCAUGAUGUUGACCACCCGGGUGUCUCCAACCAGUUCCUCAUCAACACCAACUCAGAGCUGGCGCUGAUGUACAACGAUGCCUCGGUGCUGGAGAACCACCACCUGGCCGUGGGCUUCAAGCUUCUCCAGGAGGAGAACUGUGACAUCUUCCAGAACCUGAGCAAGAAGCAGAGGCAGUCACUCCGCAAAAUGGCCAUCGACAUGGUGCUGGCCACGGACAUGUCCAAGCACAUGAAUCUGCUGGCGGAUUUGAAAACCAUGGUGGAGACCAAGAAGGUGACCAGCCUGGGCGUGCUGCUGCUGGACAACUACUCCGACCGGAUCCAGGUCCUGCAGAACAUGGUGCACUGUGCUGACCUCAGCAACCCCACGAAGCCGCUGGAGCUCUAUCGGCAAUGGACCGACCGCAUCAUGGUGGAGUUCUUCCACCAAGGCGACCGGGAGCGGGAGAAGGGGAUGGAGAUCAGCCCCAUGUGCGACAAGCACACUGCCUCGGUGGAGAAGUCCCAGGUGGGCUUCAUUGACUUCAUCGCCCACCCGUUGUGGGAGACGUGGGCCGACCUGGUGCACCCCGAUGCCCAAGAGCUCCUGGACACGCUGGAGGACAACCGGGAAUGGUACCAGAGCAUGAUCCCGCGCAGCCCAUCCCCACCACCUGAGGGACCCGGGGUGUCCCCUGCUGCCACCGACAAGUUCCAGUUUGAGCUGACGUUGGAGGAGGAGGAGGAGGGUGAGUCGGACACGGAGCUGGAGGGAGCUGAGAGCCCCUUGGACGAGGACAACAGCGGCUCCAAGACACCAGCCACAGAUGACUCAGAGUUGGCCGACACCGAGCGCCUGUCACCCGGCCCCGGGGACCAGGACUCGCCUGUCACCCGCCCCAGGGACGUGGACAACCGGCAGGCGCUGGAGGGGACGCUACCGAAGGAUGGAAGUGGUGGUGGACGCUCGGUGCCGGGGCCCGAGGGCAGCCACGAGCUGUGCCUGGACACGGAGGGCAACGUCACAUUCCUGCCCCUGGGCACGUAGCGGCACCGGCCGGUGGGUCCCCUUGCUGCCGUGGGGACGUGGGACUGGGCACUGCCCCGGCAAAUGCUGGGGACAGUGGAGAGCUGGCAGUGGAGAGCACUGGCACCACAGGGACCUGGGUGGCCACCGGGACACGGAGGGACCCAAAGCGUGUCUCCAUGCAGGAGCUGAGCAGGUCCUGAUAGGCACAAGGAUGCUGCUUGCCCUCCUCCAGUGACUGUCCCCUCUCCCGCCCGGUGUCCCCAUGUACAGAUGGUGGGAAAGGUCCUUAUCCCCUUGUGAUGGGGCUCAGGGACACCAUGCUCCUGCCCCAUCCCAGCCCUGGGGACGUCAUGCCCCACAGGGCUCCGGGAAGAGGUUCCCCAUGGGGGGCCAGGCACAGCCAAAAGCAUUUCGGUGUCUCUCCGGGUGACCCCUGGGCAGAACAGCCGCCCCACGGCGGUGCUGGUGACAGUCCCCAGCACGUGGGACCUCAACGCGGCCAACGCACCGGGUCACGGCACGGGCACGAGUCGGUGAUUUAUUUAUUUGGGGAUGAGUUCACUUUUUAAAGCCUUUUGUAGCUCACUUUUUAAUACGAGCCUCACCUUGGCGCACACUCACACACGCGUUCCGGUGGCAGAAAGCCGCGUUUCUGCCCUGUUCUGAUCAGCACCCAAAAUGCUGCAUUUGUAUUUUGCACUUGGGGUCCCCGGUGGGUGGCCGUGACCCCGUGUCACCGCAGGGACCGGGGCAGCCCCCGGGGGUCCUCUCGGUUUCUUCCUUUCACCUUCCAGAGAUUAAACCUGGUUUGUU
This is a messenger RNA of Calidris pugnax (ruff), 3127 nucleotides long. It is a transcript of the gene PDE4C, whose product is annotated as phosphodiesterase 4C. Gene Ontology annotation, molecular function: 3',5'-cyclic-AMP phosphodiesterase activity. The coding region runs from base 8 to 2332 and encodes 774 amino acids. Gene Ontology annotation, cellular component: nucleus; cytosol; perinuclear region of cytoplasm. The transcript has 16 exons. NCBI's taxonomy places the organism in Eukaryota, Metazoa, Chordata, Aves, Charadriiformes, Scolopacidae. The record is from RefSeq and is a predicted model, not a curated record. Gene Ontology annotation, biological process: signal transduction.